This is a messenger RNA of Arabis nemorensis, 609 nucleotides long. Lineage: Eukaryota; Viridiplantae; Streptophyta; Magnoliopsida; Brassicales; Brassicaceae. The record is from the annotation of a GenBank genome assembly.
AUGAUGAUGCAAAUCUAUGCAAGGACUCUUUCAGAACAGACCAUACCACUUGACGUUGAAAGCUCCGACACCAUCAAUAAUGUCAAGGCAAAGAUCCAGGACAAAGAAGGCAUUCUUCUCGACCAGCAAAGACUCAUCUUUUCCGGUAAACUGUUAGAGGACGGCCGUACCUUGGCGGAUUACAACAUUCAGAAGGACUCAACCCUCCACUUGACUCUCAAGUUGAGAGGAGGUAUGCAAAUCUUUGUUAAGACUCUUACGGGCAAGACCAUAACUCUCGAGGUCGAAAGCUCAGACACAAUUGACAACGUCAUGGCAAAGAUUCAAGACAAAGAAGGAAUCCCUCCGGACCAGCAGAGGUUGAUAUUUGCUGGUAAACAGCUCGAGGAUGGCCGUACUCUAGCAGAUUACAACAUCCACAAGGAGUCAAGCCUUCACCUUGUCCUUCGUUUACGCGGUGGAAUGCAAAUCUUUGUGAAAACUCUCACUGGUAAAACCAUUACCCUAGAAGUUGAAAGCUCAGACACAAUUGGUAACGUUAAGGCGAAUGAUGUAAGUCCUUUUGUCGGUUUUAUAGGAUUAAACCUAGGUACCACUAACUCGAAGUAG